Molecule: messenger RNA, 867 nt
Organism: Aspergillus glaucus CBS 516.65
Lineage: Eukaryota; Fungi; Ascomycota; Eurotiomycetes; Eurotiales; Aspergillaceae
Exons: 1
Coding region: 76-597 (173 amino acids)
Source: RefSeq, a predicted model, not a curated record
ACCUGGCAGAAGUCGACCUGUGUACGAGGAGAGAGAGCUGUCUUGUAUUCUACUCUACCAUAUCUUCCUACCUAAAUGCUCGCGAAUCAAUCCGGGCAUCCGCUUCCAAUCACCGGUAUAGCAUCAACACGUAUUUCGACCAUAUGGCAGAAGAGCAACAGGACAAAAACUUUACUAUAUAGGUUCGUUUUCUGCUACAGAGAUCCUAAACAACUAGCAACGGGCCUUGUCGACAAACGCCGCCAGGGAAACCCGAAAGCAAAAUACGCUCGCCAGUUGAAGAAUGGCGCAAUCAACGUAUACUACCAAGUCCGGUGUGAGGACGGGUUUGAAGCAAUCGUAUGGUUCGCUGCGCUGGGAAGAGCGAUAUUUUGCACCGAAAAUGUCCGGAACGAGGUGGCCGUGAUAAACUAUCGCGCCAGGAUACCUCAAUCCCAGUACCUGAAGUUCUUGGCUCGGGUAAUUAUGGAACAGUCCCCUGAUGAUGGAUUGUUUUGGGUGUGUCUUGUGGCAAGGUCCAGUUCCAUGUUCGAUGAGGUUUACGGGACCCAAGUACUACGGACCGCUUAUGUAUCGAAGAGCGUGCUGGACUCCUGAGUGAGGAAGAGCGCCAGACAAGUUUGGUGGACCUUUUAGCGUUCUGUACUGUAUCUUUUUGAGGGCUCCUACUAUGCAGUUAGGGCCGUUUUGUCUCCACCAUCUCCGAAGGGUAUUGUACAUUCUUUAUAUACUUUACCCGCUUGACUAUAUUGAAGCGAUGUUUCUUUAUUUUCUCCUUUUAAGCUCUCACUACCCUGACAGCAAUGGUCAAGGUGGGUCGUGGAGUAGUAUAUAAUUUAGUAGCCACAACCAAGACAUAGUGCCCGA